Mesorhabditis belari is the source of this 204-nucleotide messenger RNA. The record is from the annotation of a GenBank genome assembly. NCBI's taxonomy places the organism in Eukaryota, Metazoa, Nematoda, Chromadorea, Rhabditida, Rhabditidae.
AUGCGCGAUAUUUCACUCUUCCGUCCCGGUCUCUACAAAACUACUCUUCCCGGUCUCUACAAAACGUUGGAUAAAGCUAACCACGAACAUUCGGUGGCAACAACAGAUCAUUGCGACAAAGGCGGUUUGCCAAGAACUCAAGGCGUACACGUGUGCUGUGUGUACUCGAUUCAAUCGAAAGAAAGAUACAGCUGCGGACCGACA